This is a messenger RNA of Pyrgilauda ruficollis (rufous-necked snowfinch), 4412 nucleotides long. RefSeq names its product autophagy related 7 (gene ATG7). Gene Ontology annotation, molecular function: Atg12 activating enzyme activity; Atg8 activating enzyme activity. Gene Ontology annotation, biological process: piecemeal microautophagy of the nucleus; cellular response to nitrogen starvation; C-terminal protein lipidation. Gene Ontology annotation, cellular component: phagophore assembly site; cytoplasm. Bases 108 to 2228 code for a protein of 706 amino acids. NCBI's taxonomy places the organism in Eukaryota, Metazoa, Chordata, Aves, Passeriformes, Passeridae. The transcript is spliced from 19 exons. The record is from RefSeq and is a predicted model, not a curated record.
CCGGCCCGUCACAUGCGCCCGCCGCGCUAACAUCACCGGUGUGCGCCGGCCGGGGAUGCCGGAAGUGCGGAGCGAGCGGCGCAGCCGGGCCGCGCUCCCGCCGGGCCAUGGCCGCUGCCCGCUCGGUGCCGGGCCGUGCCGGGCCGUGCCCGCUGCAGUUCGCUCCGUUCAGCAGCGCGCUGGACGCGGGCUUCUGGCACGAGCUGACCCAGAGGAAACUCAACCAGUACCGGCUGGACGAGACGCCCAAGCUCAUCAAGGGCUACUACUACAACGGUGAUCCUUUGGGUUUGCCAGCUCGCUUGACACUGGAGUUUAGUGCCUUUGAUAUGAAUGCUUCAAUACCAGCACGUUGCUGUCCUGCUUUUGGAACGUUGUAUAACACCAACACUUUUGAGACUUUCAAAUCCUGUGAUAAGAAAGCACUUCUGGACAAGGAAGCAAAUGAGAUCUGGGAAUCAAUCAAAUCUGGAGCUGCUCUGGAGAACCCAAUGCUCUUGAAUAGGUUCCUGCUGCUGACAUUUGCAGAUUUAAAGAAGUACCAUUUCUAUUACUGGUUUUGCUACCCUGCUCUCUGCUUCCCUGAUGGAAUUCAGAUAACUCAGAAGCCUGUCUGUCUUGGGGACAGGUUCUCACUAAAUCAGAUCCAAGCCCUGCAGAAAGCCUACGAUGACCUCUGCCAGGAGGAGGGGGUGACAGCCCUGCCUUAUUUUUUAAUCAAGUAUCAUGAUAAUUCUGUCAUGAUAUCCCUGCUGAAAAAGUGGGAUGGCUUCUUUCAAGACCAAGGAGAAAAGGUGACUGUUGGAGUUUAUGAUCCUUGUAAUUUAUCCCAGUAUCCAGGAUGGCCACUGAGAAACUUCCUGAUCCUGGCAGCCCACAAAUGGGGCAGUGCUCUGCAGAGGCUUGAAGUGCUCUGCUUCAGAGACAGGACCAUGCAAGGGGUGAGAGACAUCUCACACAGCAUCAUCUUUGAAAUCAAACUGCCAGAGGCACCCCUGGGCCCAGAUUGUCCAAAAGCUGUUGGAUGGGAGAAAAACCAAAAGGGAGGCAUGGGGCCAAGGAUGGUGAAUCUCAGUGAAUGCAUGGAUCCAAAAAGGUUGGCAGAAUCAUCCGUGGAUCUGAAUUUGAAGUUGAUGUGCUGGAGGUUGGUGCCUACUCUGGAUUUGGAGAAGAUUGUGGCUGCCAAGUGUCUGCUGCUGGGAGCUGGCACCCUGGGCUGUAGUGUUGCAAGGACCUUGAUGGGCUGGGGGGUGAGGAAAAUCACUUUUGUGGACAAUGCAAAGAUCUCCUACUCCAACCCCGUGCGGCAGCCGCUCUACGAGUUCGAGGAUUGCCUGAGUGGGGGCAAGCCCAAGGCUCUGGCAGCAGCAGACAGGCUGCAGAAAAUCUUCCCAGGAGUGAGCUCUGAGGGUUAUAACAUGAGCAUCCCCAUGCCAGGCCACCCGGUGAACUUCUCGGAGGUGACCAUGGCCCAGGCUCGGAAGGACGUGGCGCAGCUGGAGGAGCUCAUCGAAGGCCACGACGUGGUGUUCCUGCUGAUGGACACCAGGGAGAGCCGCUGGCUGCCUGCUGUCAUCGCAGCCAGCAAGAGGAAGUUGGUCAUCAAUGCUGCCUUGGGAUUUGACACUUUUGUUGUUAUGAGACAUGGCCUAAAGAAACCAAAACAGCAAGAAUCUGGUGAUUCACAUUUCAGCAACGCUUCUGCUUCUUCUGAUCUGCUGGGAUCCUCACUGUUCUCAAACAUCCCUGGCUACAAACUGGGCUGCUACUUCUGCAAUGAUGUUGUGGCACCAGGGGAUUCCACCAGGGAUCGGACACUGGACCAGCAGUGCACGGUCAGCCGGCCUGGACUGGCCAUGGUGGCUGGAGCCCUGGCAGUGGAGCUCAUGGUUUCUGUGCUGCAGCAUCCAGAAGGUGGUUAUGCUGUGGCCAGCAGCAGUGAUGACAGAAUGAAUGAACCACCCACUUCCCUUGGGCUUGUUCCUCACCAGAUCCGAGGAUUUUUAUCCAGAUUUGAUAAUGUUCUUCCAGUCAGCCUGGCAUUUGAUAAGUGCACAGCCUGUUCAGCCAAGGUCCUUGAGCAGUAUGAACGAGAAGGGUUUAAUUUCCUAGCCAAAGUUUUUAAUUCUUCACAUUCCUUCUUGGAAGACUUGACAGGUCUGACUUUAUUACACCAGGAGACACAGGCUGCUGAGAUCUGGGACAUGAGUGAUGAUGAAACAGUUUGAAAUCAGGUGCUGAGGAGGAGGAGGAUGCUCUGGAGUGCAGCCCUGCCUUUUAUCUCUGCUUUGAGGAGUUAAUGAUUGCUUACCCCUCCUGACUGCUGGAAAGACAAACAAACAGAACCCACGUUUUGCCAUGAAUAACUUCUCUGAAAAAGCAGUCUCUCAUGGACAGAACUCACCAUGUUUUCAUUUUUAUUGUGUAAAUAACUGCAGCAAUGUGCUUGUGUUCAAACCUGGUCUGUCUUUUUUUUUUUUUUUUUUGUGGGUUUUUUUUUCUUUUUUUUUAAAGCUUCUAAAUAUGGCUUACAUAUAAAAAAUGCUGCUUAAGUAAUUCUGGGUGGUUUGUUUGGGCCAGGUUUUAUUUUGCUUCUCAGUGGCCAUGUCCAAGCAGCAAUUCUGAAUGGCUUUUUUCAUCUCGCUCAGAUUUGGGGCACUUCAGGUGGAAUUUGUGAAGAUUGAGCACUUUCUGCUCUUGGGAGUUAAAUUUAGUGUUUAAAGGUGGGGAGGAGUGGGGAAGGAGCUGAACCUGCUGCCUCCACCACAGGAAUUAUUUGCAAACACGAAUUUCAGGUGCAGUUGUUCUGGAUGUGUCCACGGAGUUGUUGUUCCCUGUGAAGAUCCCAUCUUUUCAUGCUAUGGAAACAAAGUGCUUUGGCUGAUUUUUGCCCAGGAAAGACCAAAAUGCAUUUAUAUCAUGAUUAGGCUCCCCUGAAGCUCAGGGAAGCCUCUGUUCUAUGGUCAAAAAUCACUUUAGGAGGUGGUGGAUCACUGAUUCAGUCAAAACCUGUAGGGAAAUGCUUCAGUGAAAUGAGAAAUUUGUUCUCUGACUUUGCUGUUCUUGGGUGUGGUCAUGCAGAACCUUGCAGGUGUUCAAAAAGAGCAAUUCUCUUUUCCUUUUUGAUUCAUUGAAUUUUUUCAAGUGGCUUAGUAAGCAAAAACAGAAGUUUGAAAAUCCUUGAGUUUAAAAAAUAGCUUGAGAAAAAUGGAGUUUUAAAAUCUCAUAGUACAUUUUACUGCAAAAUUGAAUCUAUUUGUCUUAACUUGGAAUAGGUUUUAGAAGGAAAUUUGAAAUCCCUUUCAUAGCUUUAUAUUGUGGGGUUUAUGAGUAAACUCACUUAGAAAAAAUGCAAAUCGCUUCAUCUGCCAUGCAGCCUCUUUUUCCCAGAUAUAUUAUGAAAAUUAGUUGGUCAAUCCAAUUAUUUUAGUUCCUUCCUUAAUAUAAGCUCUGAAGAUUUUUUUUGUAGAAAAUUUCCCAGCUUCUCUCUCAUGAGAACAAGUUCAGGCAGGUCAAAAAUAGGCAACUCCCAUCUUCUGAUCAGAAAUGAUGUAUUGAAACCUGCUGAGGUUUGCACCAAGUGUAUAAAAUAGCCAUUAUUGUCUAAAAUAGCCAGUAUUGUCUAAAAUAGCUAUUAUUUCUACUUAUUUAUUACCAUAGUCAUUAUAUUUACAUCAUUUCUUACCUAGGGGAAUGUCUAGUUUAGGUAACUGAAGUGUAAUAUAAAAAUAUAUAUGAAUGCAAUAUAUUUUGAAAAUCAGAGCUGGUAAUCAGAGCAAGUCAUCUCUUGGUGGUCAGGCUCUGAAGGCUGAGACUGAAACCCUGAAAUCUGCAUUUUUAAAGCAGUGUAAAUACAUCAUGGCUUUGCUGGUGUGUUUUUAACCAUGCCAUAGUCCAGCUGGAGCCACGAGUUGGUGCCAGGAGAGUUUAAAGGGAAUAAUCUGCUUUUUUUAUCUUUGGGAGCUGCUGACCGUGGAGUGUAAAUGGCUCUGCAGUUUGGGGUUAUCUAAGACUUGAAAGCUGCACAUCUUUCUGAGCCUGGUAAACAUUAAUAAUUGUUUUGAGUGCCUGAAACUCUGCCUGGGAGGUGUCUGUGCAGGGCAGGAAGGGUUCAGGCUCAGGGUUAGUGCCAUGUGUCCUUCCCUCUGUCACUGCAGUGCCACCAGCUCUGCCAGGCUGGGCUCUUUCCUGGCCCUCUGCUCCCCUGAUGUCCCUGAUGUGCAGAACUCUUCACUCUGGCUUGGAAUAUCCUCCCUUGUCUGACUAAAGUGUUGGUUUUGUUCUCCUUGUGGACCAGAAUAGUUCUUGUUCCAGCAGAGCUGCUGGGAUUGUUUCCUCACUGGGAAGGAAGGAGGGAAGCUUCCAUGUCUGUGCUCUGGAAGCAUUUGAGCUCUGGGUUUUGGUGUCCUGUC